AUGACGUUUCCAAGCGCUUAUGGAAGAUCAAUUCUUGCCGUACCCUGGUUUGAAGUGGGUGAAAAAGUACAAAUCACUUGUGAAAAGACUGGGUAUAGUGCUACUAUUGAUUUUCUGACCAAAAAAGAUGUUACUUGUUAUUUAAAAUCCAAACAAGUGGAAAAAGUCACAGAGGCCAAAUCGAGAUUAGAACAACGACAACGUGAAGCAGCGAAAGAACUAACAGAAAAAUCACUAAAAUGGCAAACGAAAGUUAGUUUAAAACUAGAAGUCGUAAAUUUUAGAAGAUGA
Molecule: messenger RNA, 291 nt
Organism: Didymodactylos carnosus
Lineage: Eukaryota; Metazoa; Rotifera; Eurotatoria; Philodinida; Philodinidae
Source: the annotation of a GenBank genome assembly